Messenger RNA from Iphiclides podalirius (scarce swallowtail), 258 nucleotides. NCBI's taxonomy places the organism in Eukaryota, Metazoa, Arthropoda, Insecta, Lepidoptera, Papilionidae. The record is from the annotation of a GenBank genome assembly.
AUGGAGUGGGACCAGAAAAAGAACAUUUGCGACAGAGUCAACGAGCUUAAGGUCCUCAAUGAUACGUUGAAAAAGGAAAACUUCGCAAAGGAGAGACAAGUGCCCACAAAAGAUGCGGUGGUUAUGACCGAAGAAAGCGCGCCGGUGACAGCGUGCGGUGAGGUAGUGCCGGCACAGGAGCGCGCGGAGACGAACGGCCACCACCAGCUCGACGUGAAGCAGAAGGCAAGUAAUAGGCUAACCUACUCAUUUAUAGUC